AUGACUCCGGGCAGAACCAGGUCUCUCAGCACGAUCUCUCCAAACAGCAACUAUCGCGUCAUGGUACCAAAAUCAAACACGGAAUCGGAGGCGACAAUAAACGGCAUCAAGUCAAAACUGCAAGCACUAGAGAACAAGAUCAACACAGAAACCGAAUUCCACCAACAAGAUGCCAAGUUUAACUCAUUCUCCUAUGACAUGCGCAGUCGAGACAUAUCUUAUAUCUACGAGUCCGAACUGCGCAGCCGCCAGAAUGAGCUAGGCAAUAAAUUUUAUACGCAAAAGAUCUGGCAGCUCUACUCCGCUAUUAUCGCCUUAGUGGCGGUGUUUAUCGGCGUUUUGAGUGCCUUGUCUGCUGUCGAUCUGGCACGCAGUAAUAGGGAGUUGGAGAGGCUUUAUAAGAAGAAGCGUCGUGAAAACAAACAAAGGGAGGAUACACUGGCAAUAGAACAGUAG
This is a messenger RNA of Pseudogymnoascus verrucosus, 456 nucleotides long. RefSeq lists its product as uncharacterized. The transcript is spliced from 2 exons. Bases 1 to 456 code for a protein of 151 amino acids. The record is from RefSeq and is a predicted model, not a curated record. Lineage: Eukaryota; Fungi; Ascomycota; Leotiomycetes; Thelebolales; Thelebolaceae.